CAGAUCAAAGGAAGAAGAAAAGGUUUUCACCAGGCUCCUAUUUAGUACCGCGCACAACGAGAGGGAAGGGACAGGGAGGGCCGACCUCGGAGCAGACACUAAAGACCAUGAAGAUCGUCCUCCUCUUGUCCUCCCUUCUCCCAGUCUGUCUCUCCCACGGAUACGACCCCUUCAGCUGGCUGUUUCGCCGCCACUGGCAGGAGCAGUACUAUGGCGCCCUUCAGGCAGACACCACCGGAGGGCCCUGUCCUGAAGAGUGCGACUGCCCCCCCACCUACCCCGUGGCCAUGUACUGUGACGGUCGGGGUCUGACGGCCGUUCCCUUCAUCCCCUCCAGAAUCAAGUUCCUUUACCUCCAAAACAACGCCAUCACCUCUGUGCCCGAGUCGGCGUUUGUCAACGCGACCGAUCUGGUGUGGCUCCUGAUGCAUUACAACCAGCUGACCUCUGAAGGCAUUGAUGAGAAGGUUUUUUUGAGACUGAAGGGACUGGAGCGUUUAUAUCUCCACCACAAUAAUUUAACCAGCAUACCUUCAAACCUUCCUCGCACCCUGAGAGACCUACGAAUAAAUCACAACACGAUUGAAAAGAUUUCACCUGCUGACCUAGAUGGAAUGGACAAUCUCACCAUCCUCUAUCUCCAUAAUAAUGCUGUCAAAGAUCUGGGCUCUUCCUUGAAGUCUCUGAGAUCCCUGGCACUGCUUGACAUCAGUGGCAACCAGCUUAAAAAUGUCCCAGAGGUUCUCCCUGCAUCUCUGCACCAGCUGUACCUGGAGUACAACUCCAUUGACUCACUGCCGGAGGACUUCCUGGGUGGGUUGUCUCACCUGCAGUACGUCAGGAUGUCCCACAACCAGCUGUCGGAUAAAGGGAUUCCCUCCAACACGUUUAACGUGAGUGGGCUGGUGGAGCUGGACUUGAGUUUCAACAAACUGGAGCGAAUCCCGUCUGUCAGCUCCACGCUCCAGCAUCUGUAUCUGCAGGCCAAUCAGAUUAAAGAGUUCACCCUGGGCAGUUUCUGCAGCAUCGUAGACGUGGUGAAUUUCUCCAAACUACAAACGCUUCGGCUGGACGGAAAUGAGAUCAGCCUUCAGGACAUCCCAGUGGAGACCUCUGUCUGUCUGCGGCAGGCGUUCAGCAUCCAGAUCUAACACAUCAUUAUGACUUCUUACUGGUCACCACAGGAGAAAUUAGUUUGUUUUGUUGCAUUUAAGAUGCAAUUACAAAAAUUGAAAGAUAUUUUUAAAAUUACAUAUAUAAAAACAAGUCUGUGUUCAGAAAACAGCAGAUAAGCUUAGUUAGCUGUGAACCAAAAGCAUUACUGUGACCUGGAUCCAACACUUUCAUUUUAGGAUCAAAAACAUCUGUAAUCAAUUUUUUCUUAUACAAAAUAUCUAUUACUUUUUUCUUUUAUCCUGAUAAAAUUAUGAUAUUUUAUAACGUGAGUUGUUAAGGAACAAAAUUAUUAAAAAUAAUAACUACCGGUACUCGAACCCAAACCUUUGACCGCUGCAGGAAAACUUUGCAGCUGGAUGCCUUAUAAAGAUGAUGUCAUUUUUUUUCUUUUUCUGUCAUUUGGUAAAAAUAAAAUAUUACAGUUAAAUGAGGAAAUCAUGAAAGUUUUAUUGUUCUGUCAUAGCGCUCUUAACGAGUUAUGAAUUUAUGACUCAGAUUAUCACUUUAAUCUGUUGUGUGUUUAAGAGCUGAAGAAAUAAAAUAAAAUGAAAGGUUUAAAGUGUA
This is a messenger RNA of Oryzias melastigma (Indian medaka), 1740 nucleotides long. RefSeq names its product fibromodulin a (gene fmoda). Gene Ontology annotation, molecular function: protein binding. Lineage: Eukaryota; Metazoa; Chordata; Actinopteri; Beloniformes; Adrianichthyidae. The transcript is spliced from 6 exons. The coding region runs from base 108 to 1151 and encodes 347 amino acids. The record is from RefSeq and is a predicted model, not a curated record.